AUGGGGGGAGGUGGCGGAUUCUUGAGGGAUCCUGCCCACCGGACCCCAGGGAGGGUCCGAGGCCAGUCUUAUCACCCCUGGAGGACUCCUUCGGCCCUGCGGGGUCCCACUGUGGCCCGAGGCUGGCAGCGGGGCUCUGGGGGCUGGGAGACUGGGGACCGGCCUCAAGGCCUCACAGCCGGAGACUACAACUCCCAGGCGGCACCGCGGCGGCGGCGGCGAGCACGUCACUCAGGCAUCGCCGGCGGCCCCGGGAAGCGCGGCCUCCCGCAGCCCCCGGCCCCUCCCCCAUGGAGGAGGAGGUGGGGGGGGGCGGCCAAGGAGUGGGGCGCGACCCCCGCGGGGCCCGUCUGGACCGCUGUGUUCGACUACGAGGCGGCGGGCGACGAGGAGCUGACCCUGCGGAGGGGCGACCGCGUCCAGGUGCUUUCCCAGGACUGGGCCGUGUCCGGCGACGAAGGCUGGUGGACCGGGCGGCUACCCAGCGGCCGCGUGGGCGUCUUCCCCAGCAACUACGUGACCCCCGGCCCCCCCGCCGCGCCCGCGGGCCUGCAGCUGCCCCAGGAGAUCCCCUUCCACGAGCUGCAGCUCGAGGAGAUCAUCGGGGUAGGGGGCUUCGGCAAGGUCUAUCGGGCCCUGUGGCGUGGCGAGGAGGUGGCCGUCAAGGCCGCCCGGCUGGACCCUGAGCGGGACCCGGCAGUGACAGCAGAGCAGGUGCGCCAGGAGGCCCGGCUCUUCGGAGCCCUGCAGCACCCCAACAUCAUUGCCCUCAGAGGCGCCUGCCUCAGCCCCCCACACCUCUGCCUGGUGAUGGAGUAUGCCAGGGGGGGCGCGCUGAGCAGGGUGCUGGCGGGUCGCCGGGUGCCCCCUCACGUGCUGGUCAACUGGGCCGUGCAGGUGGCCCGGGGCAUGAACUACCUACACAAUGAUGCCCCUGUGCCCAUCAUCCACCGGGACCUCAAGUCCAUCAACAUCCUUAUCCUGGAGGCCAUCGAGAACCACAACCUCGCAGACACGGUGCUCAAGAUUACGGACUUCGGCCUCGCCCGCGAGUGGCACAAGACCACCAAAAUGAGCGCUGCGGGGACGUACGCCUGGAUGGCUCCGGAGGUCAUCCGUCUCUCCCUCUUCUCCAAAAGCAGUGACGUCUGGAGCUUCGGGGUGCUGCUCUGGGAGCUGCUGACAGGGGAGGUCCCCUACCGUGAAAUCGACGCCUUGGCCGUGGCAUAUGGCGUGGCUAUGAACAAGCUGACGCUGCCCAUCCCCUCCACCUGCCCCGAGCCCUUUGCCCGCCUACUGGAGGAAUGCUGGGACCCAGACCCCCACGGGCGGCCAGAUUUCGGCAGCAUCUUGAAGCAGCUGGAGGCCAUCGAGCAGUCGGCCCUGUUCCAGAUGCCGCUGGAGUCCUUCCACUCGCUGCAGGAGGACUGGAAGCUAGAGAUCCAGCACAUGUUCGAUGACCUCCGCACCAAGGAGAAGGAGCUGCGGAGCCGCGAGGAGGAGCUGCUGCGGGCGGCGCAGGAGCAGCGCUUCCAGGAGGAGCAGCUGCGGCGGCGGGAGCAGGAGCUGGCCGAGCGCGAGAUGGACAUCGUGGAGCGCGAGCUGCACCUGCUCAUGUGCCAGCUGAGCCAGGAGAAGCCGCGGGUCCGCAAACGCAGGGGCAACUUCAAGCGCAGCCGCCUGCUCAAGCUGCGGGAAGGCGGCAGCCACAUCAGCCUGCCCUCCGGCUUCGAGCAUAAGAUCACAGUCCAGGCCUCUCCAACCCUGGAUAAGCGGAAAGGAUCCGACGGGGCCAGCCCCCCCGCGAGCCCCAGCAUCAUCCCCCGGCUGAGGGCCAUUCGCCUGACCCCCGUGGAUGGUGGUGGCGGCGGCAGCAGUGGCAGCAGCAGUGGUGGCAGUGUGACAUGGGGCCGCAGCGGGCCCCCAAAGAAGGAAGAACUGGUUGGGGGCAAGAAGAAGGGCCGCACGUGGGGGCCCAGCUCCACCCUGCAGAAGGAGCGGGCUGGAGGAGAGGAGAGGCUGAAGGCCCUGGGGGAAGGGAGCAAACAGUGGUCAUCGAGCGCCCCCAACCUGGGCAAAUCCCCCAAACACACCCCCAUCGCCCCUGGCUUCGCCAGCCUCAAUGAGAUGGAGGAGUUCGCGGAGGCGGCGGGCGGCGGCAGCGUGCCCCCCUCCCCGUACAGCACCCCGGCCUACCUCACGGCGCCGCUGCCGGCCGAGCGCUCCCCGGGGCCGCCCCCCGCGCGACCCGCGCCCGGCGGCCGGCGGCGCUGCGAGCUGGCCCUGCUGGGCUGCGCCUCGCUGCUGGGCGCCGUGGGCCUGGGCGCCGACCUGGCCGAGGCGCGCGCCGCUGACGGCGAGGAGCAGCGGCGCUGGCUCGACGGGCUCUUCUUCGCCCGCGCCGGCCGCGGCCCACCCGCCCGCUCCCCAGGCCGCCGCGACGACCCCGGCCCGGGCCUGGCGCCCUCGGCCACCCUCGUGUCGCUGUCGUCCGUGUCCGACUGCAACUCCACGCGCUCGCUGCUGCGCUCCGACAGCGACGAGGCCGCGCCGGCCGCGCCCUCCCCGCCGCCCUCCCCGCCCGCGCCCAGCCCCAACCCCCUGGUGGACCUGGAGCUGGAGAGCUUCAAGAAGGACCCCCGCCAGUCGCUCACGCCCACCCACGUCACGGCCGCGCGCGCCGUGAGCCGCGGGCACAGGCGGACGCCGUCGGACGGGGCGCUGGGGCAGCGGGGGGCGCCCGAGCCCGCGGGCCCCGGCCCUGGCCCUAGAGACCCCCUGGACUUCCCUCGCCUGCCCGACCCCCAGGCCCUGUUCCCAACCCGCCGCCGGCCCCCCGAGUUCCCUGGCCGCCCCACCACCCUGACCUUCGCCCCGAGACCCCGGCCUGCCGCCAGCCGCCCCCGCCUGGACCCCAGGAAACUGGUCUCCUUUGGCCGGACACUCAGCAUCUCGCCUCCCAGCAGGCCGGACAGUCCGGAGAGCCCCGGGCCCCCCAGCGUGCAGCCCACGCUGCUUGACAUGGACAUGGAGGGGCAGAGCCAGGACAGCACCGUGCCCCUGUGCGAGGCCCAGGGCUCCCGCUGAGGCCACCGCCCGCCGGGGCAGCCGUGAAUGUAGCGCCCCAGGCCCCGCCGCGGCCCGCCAGGCCCAGGCGGGAGGCCCUGGGCAGGAUACCCGCUCUAUUUAUUGGGGAAGGGGGGAGGGGGGACACUUAAUUUAUUCCUUUGUACCCCAGGGGGUGGGGCCCUGCACCCGCCCUGCAGCGGGGGGAGGGGGGCCGGGACACUCAGGGACAGGGCAUCGCGGGGGAUUUGGCACAAAUGCAGCAUUAAAGGUAGCCCCUGCCCCCUA
Messenger RNA from Equus quagga, 3354 nucleotides. RefSeq names its product mitogen-activated protein kinase kinase kinase 10 (gene MAP3K10). The record is from RefSeq and is a predicted model, not a curated record. Bases 1 to 3087 code for a protein of 1028 amino acids. Gene Ontology annotation, biological process: protein phosphorylation; positive regulation of apoptotic process. The transcript is spliced from 12 exons. NCBI's taxonomy places the organism in Eukaryota, Metazoa, Chordata, Mammalia, Perissodactyla, Equidae. Gene Ontology annotation, molecular function: JUN kinase kinase kinase activity; protein binding; ATP binding.